Messenger RNA from Lemur catta (Ring-tailed lemur), 2112 nucleotides. RefSeq names its product gamma-glutamyltransferase 6 (gene GGT6). Lineage: Eukaryota; Metazoa; Chordata; Mammalia; Primates; Lemuridae. The transcript is spliced from 4 exons. The record is from RefSeq and is a predicted model, not a curated record. Bases 124 to 1620 code for a protein of 498 amino acids. Gene Ontology annotation, cellular component: extracellular exosome.
GAUUCCACCACCACCCUUCCCCAACGCCGCCGCCUCCUCCUACCCACCCAGCUCCAGUAGGGCCUCUGAGACACAGCUGGGAAGGCUGGCAGGCAGGAGGGCCAGGGCCGGCACCGGGGGGCCAUGGACCCCGCAGCAGGGCCCGUACUCUAUCAGAAGCUGCUGCUCUGGGAGCCGAGCUUGGAGUCAGGGGAGGAGGAAGAAGAGGGGGAGACAUUGGAGCCACUGGUUCCCGACCCCUGGAGGCCCCAGGACUCCUCUGGGAACAAGCCCGGUGGGCUGUCCAGACCCUGGGCCCGAAUAGCAGCAGCCCUGCUGCUGCUGGCCGUUGGCUGCUCCCUGGCUGUGUGGCAGAUCCAAACCAAGGGCAGCUGGACAGGAAGCUUGGGUUCUGUGGCCCCUCCACCCAGUGGACACUCCCACCGCCCAGGUGCAUACCACCACGGCGCCAUCAUCAGCCCUGCAGCCACGUGCUCACACCUGGGACAAGAGCUGCUUGUUGCUGGGGGCAAUGUCGUGGAUGCAGGAGUUGGUGCUGCUUUGUGCCUGGCGGUGGUGCAUCCUCAUGCCACAGGGCUAGGUGCCAUGUUCUGGGGCCUCUUCCACAACAGCUCCUCAGGCAAUACAACUGCCCUAAUGCCAGGCCCAGCCCAGACCCUGGCCCCUGGCCUGGCGCUGCCCGCAGCUCUACCUACCCUGCACUUGCUGCAUGCACGCUUCGGCCGCCUGCCCUGGCCGCACCUGCUGGUGGGCCCCACCAUGCUGGCUCAAGAGGGCUUCCUGGUGGACACGCUCCUGGCAAGGGCUCUGGCAGUUCAGGGCACAGAUGGCCUCUGUCCACUGCUUUGCCACGCCAAUGGGACACUCCUGGGCCCUGGGGCCCAAGCUACCAACCCAAAACUGGCAGCUGUGCUACACAGGGCAGCACUUGCCCCCACCUCAGACCUUGCCGGGGAUGCCCUACUGAGUCUGCUGGCCAGAGACCUGGGGGUGGAGGUACCCUCCGCCGGGCCCAGGCCUACCUUGGAGCCAGCACUGCAGCUACCUAUGCCUGAGGGCAUCCUGUUCACCACCCCUGGCCCCUCUGCUGGCCCAGAACUGCUGGCAGAGCUGGAGGCAGCCUUACUCUCUGGGGCGCCCAAACCUGACCCCUGCCCACCACUCCUGCAAACCGCCAUGAGCCCUGCCAGCAGCAUUCUGGCCACCGUGGACAGCAGCGGCUCUGUGCUCCUUCUCACCUCCUCACUCAACAGCUCCUUUGGCUCUGGACACCUGUCCCCAAAAACUGGGGUUCUGCUUAGCAACCUGGUGGCCAGGUCUGCAGCUAGCACCUGGGCCUGCCCCCUCAUCCUCCGCAGCAGCCCAGAUGACACUGAGGCCGAUGUGUUGGGGAUGGUGGCUUCAGGAACCCCUGAUGUGGCCAGAGCCAUGACUCGGGCCUUACUCAGCCAUUUGGCAGGGCCCCAAACCCAGGCCCAGCACCAGCACCAGGCCCAGCAGGGACAAACAGAGAAUGCCAAUGCUUGUGGCCAAGGGACCCUGCUCCAAGUGGCAGCUCAUGCAGAGCAUGCCCAUGUCUCUAGUGUCCCCAGUGACUGCUGCCCCUUCCAGGGGUUCUAACAGGGUGAGGGGUGUCUGGCAGGGAGUAUAGUUGUCUCAAGCCUGGGGGCAGGAGCAGAGCAGACCCAGCAACGAUGGUGUACAUGAAGAGUGUGCAUCUAUUAUGCACUCACUGCUGGCUCCGGCCCAACCUUGGGCCUGGUCAGUUACUAGGACUUGAGUUCUGGCAUCCAGGGUUGCUCAAUCAUUCUUCAAAUCAACCGCACUGGAUGGAAUCUCUGCCUCUUUUACCAGCUAAGGAAACUGAGGAUAAUGAGCGAAGAGCAACAGGGCCUGUGUGGCUAGCCCUGAGUCCAUAUCCAGCUCUGGGAAGGACAGAUGGAAGAAUGCUGAGCCCCUGCCUAGGCUCUGGGCCCCAUGAGGCAAGGCAGGGCAGGCAGAGCCCAGGGUACUGCUGGCAUCUCUGUCCUCCCCUCAAGCCACCUGCUGCUGAUCUCCCUCAACUGGACCGGACACAAAAUAAAGAUCAAGUCUCCUGGAGACCAGGUGCCA